AUGCAAGUUAAUUUCUUCAUAAAAAUCUCACCAGUCGGUAUUCAGGUGACCUUCAUAUGCAUUCCUCUCGUCGGGUUCAUCACUAAAAUGAAAUUGUCCGAGAAAACGCAAACGACUAUUGCCGAUGCUAAUCAGAUAGCCGACGAAGUGCUGUCUACUAUGCGUACUGUGAGAUCAUUCGCAUGCGAGCGGAGAGAAGUAGAUCGAUUCGAAGGGAAACUUGAUGAAACCCUAAGGAUGAAUAGAAAG
This is a messenger RNA of Ostertagia ostertagi, 249 nucleotides long. NCBI's taxonomy places the organism in Eukaryota, Metazoa, Nematoda, Chromadorea, Rhabditida, Trichostrongylidae. The record is from the annotation of a GenBank genome assembly.